Molecule: messenger RNA, 1086 nt
Organism: Akanthomyces muscarius
Lineage: Eukaryota; Fungi; Ascomycota; Sordariomycetes; Hypocreales; Cordycipitaceae
Exons: 1
Coding region: 1-1086 (361 amino acids)
Biological process (GO): zinc ion import across plasma membrane
Cellular component (GO): plasma membrane
Molecular function (GO): low-affinity zinc ion transmembrane transporter activity
Source: RefSeq, a predicted model, not a curated record
AUGGCCGAAACCGACGCCCCCCUGGACUGCAACGGCUCGCCCGCCGACGACACCCGCCGCGGCCUCCGUAUCGCCUCCAUCUUCAUCAUCCUGGUCGCCUCGCUCUUCGGUGCCCUGGCUCCUGUGCUGCUGGCUCGCCAGACACGCAUGCAUGUACCCAAAUUUACCUUUUUCAUUUGCAAAUAUGUCGGUACUGGUGUUAUUAUCGCGACGGCCUGGAUGCACUUGCUCGAUCCCGCCAUUGACAACUUCAGCGACGAAUGUGUCGCUGCUCGUGUCCCCGAAUACCCCUGGGCCCUUGCCAUUGGUCUUAUGACUGUCAUGACCAUGUUCCUGGUUGAGCUCGUCGUGACCAGCUAUCAAAAGGAUGAUGACCACAACAACGGCAACGCUUCCGACAGCGAGGCUCCGUCGAUGGACUACAUCGCCAAGAAGCGCCCGGCCAUGAAGGACGCUGCCGAUGAUUGCCCCCACAGCCCUGACCUGGAGCAGCAGGUCGGCAUCAAUCCCAAGAGCAUCCCCGGCCGUCCGGACGAUGUCAGCUACCCCCCUGGUGGCGAGGACCAUCUUGCUCACGCUCGCACUCACGAGGAAGGCGAGGGCGGUCUUGCUGGCCAGCUCACUGCCAUCUUUGUUCUUGAAUUCGGUGUCAUCUUCCACAGUGUCUUUGUUGGUCUGACUCUUGGCACCACUGACAACCUUGUCAUUCUUCUCAUCGUCCUCGUUUUCCACCAGAUGUUUGAGGGUCUCGGUCUUGGCUCCCGCAUUGCCACUGCGCCCUGGCCCAAGAGCAAGCAGUGGCUUCCUUACCUCCUCUGCAUUGGCUUUGCCCUUUCUACCCCCGUCGGCAUCGCCGCCGGCAUGGGCGCCAAGCCCGCCAACGCCACCGACCAGAAGCUCACCAACGGUAUCUUUGAUUCCAUCAGUGCCGGUAUUCUCAUGUACACUGGUCUCGUCGAGCUUCUCGCCCAUGAGUUCAUGUUUAACCCUCACAUGCGCCGCUCCCCGCUCAAGAUUCAGCUCUUUGGCUUUGGCUGCAUCGCCUUCGGUGCUGGCAUCAUGGCUCUGCUCGCCAACUGGGCAUAG